Molecule: messenger RNA, 546 nt
Organism: Endocarpon pusillum Z07020
Lineage: Eukaryota; Fungi; Ascomycota; Eurotiomycetes; Verrucariales; Verrucariaceae
Exons: 1
Coding region: 1-546 (181 amino acids)
Source: RefSeq, a predicted model, not a curated record
AUGGGUCAAGGACCUUCCAAACCUGGUCCACCUACCACACAAAUGCAGGUUCUGGGCCUUGGAGUGUCCCGCACUGGUACUGCAUCAUUCUCAGGAGCUCUGGAAAUAUUAUUGCAAGGGCCCUCCUACCAUGGUGGAGCCAAUCUUUUAGCAGGAAGCGACAUUCAUAUGCUGAGGUGGAAUGAGAUCCUCCGUAUCUCAUACAAAAUGCGUCACAAUCCAGCCUCUGUGUCUACUGCAGAGCGGGUCUAUCAGAAGUUCCUCAUAGUAAAACAGUUGGAGGGUUUUGUAGCAGUGGCAGAUGCACCUUGCAAUAUGUACGCCGAAAUAUUGAUGGACCUAUACCCUGAUGCGAAGAUUAUUGUCACUACUCGAGACGAAGAAAAUGGUGGCAGAGCAUUGCCCCGCUUGUUCAAAAAUCUGAUAAGAAGGCCUACACUAACAUGCUCUUUUUCUGGGUUCCUGGUCUACGACACUGGGCAGAGCAUGUUGACCUUAACCGCUAUGGCCGUUAUGGUGAACUUUAUUAUACCAACGAUGAACUAG